AUGUGUGAGGAAGGUUGCAUUGGAGAAGGGGACUCUGACGAUUUGUACCUAGAGGCAGAAAUUUCAAGCAUGGAGGUUUUGUUCUGCAACAUAAUCAGGGUCAAGGCAGUUUCAGGAGGCCGAAUAACAAUGCCAAUCAAGAAAGAAUCAUUUGAAAGGGCUAGUGAGUUAGGUUUGAAGAUUGUGGUCUUAGGUUAUGAUCUAAAGGUGUAUCAUGUCACUUUUGAAGUCGUUGUGACUAGGUUAGGAUGCCCACAAGUUUUGUUUUGGGUUCAACAGCGUGAUUUCAUCCCUGAUUUAAUUUGUUUACCUAUGACCGGUCUAGAUCUCAUUUUGGGAUUGGAUUGGUUAUCUAAGAAUCAUGUUUUGCUUAACUGUUAUGAGAAAUCAGUAUACUUUGUGGCGGAAGGGUCGGGAGGGCCGGUUGUGGUGAAUAGGUACUAUUUGAACUCUAUGACAGUAAAAUGUUCUGGAUGUGAAUGCCAAGGUGUUAUGCUAUUAACGACGAGUCUUUCGAGAGAUGAACAAAGCUUAGAGCAGAUUUCAAUUGUUUGUAAAUUUCCUAAGGUGUUUUGA
Arachis duranensis is the source of this 576-nucleotide messenger RNA. RefSeq lists its product as uncharacterized. The record is from RefSeq and is a predicted model, not a curated record. The transcript has 2 exons. The coding region runs from base 1 to 576 and encodes 191 amino acids. Lineage: Eukaryota; Viridiplantae; Streptophyta; Magnoliopsida; Fabales; Fabaceae.